Molecule: messenger RNA, 2848 nt
Organism: Paramormyrops kingsleyae
Lineage: Eukaryota; Metazoa; Chordata; Actinopteri; Osteoglossiformes; Mormyridae
Source: RefSeq, a predicted model, not a curated record
AGUAAAAUCGCCAGCAGAUAUCAAAGCCAGUGGGCUGCAGUGAGAAGCUGGGCUGCCAGUGGGCUGCAGUGAGAAGCUGGGCUGCCAGUGGGAUGCAGUGAGAAGCUGGGCUGCCAGUGGGCUGCAGUGAGAAGCUGGGCUCAACCUGAGCAGAGAGGAGCCUGAGGAUGACACACCCCUUUGACAGACCAGCCACCUAAGAUCCUGUUUCCGUCAGAAAACAAAAUGAGCGUGAUGGAGAUGCAGAUUGGGGGGCCCAUCAACCUGACCUGCCGAGCCUUCUUUGGCUACAGCGGAGACGUCAGCCCUCUGAUCUACUGGAUGAAGGGGGAGAAGUUCAUCGAGGACCUUGACGAGAGCCGAGUGCAGGAGAGUGACAUCAAAGUCAUCAGGGAACAUCUGGGAGAACAGGAGGUGUCAAUCUCCCUAACGAUAGAUUCUGUAGAGGAGGGGGACCUGGGGAAUUACUCCUGCUACGUGGAAAACGGAAACGGCAGGCGUCAGGCCAGCAUCCAGCUCACCAAGCGGGCAGAGUUAAUGUACACGGUGGAGCUGGCGGGAGGACUGGGAGCUAUCCUACUGCUGCUGGUCUUCCUGGUCACGCUUUACAAGUGCUACAAGAUCGAGCUCAUGCUCUUCUACAGGAACCACUUCGGCAGCGACGAUGUGGAUGGAGAAAAUAAGGACUAUGAUGCAUAUCUGUCCUACACCAAAGUGGACCCAGACCAGUGGAAUCAGGAAACCCGGGAGGAGGAACGAUUCGCCCUGGAGAUUCUUCCAGAGGUCCUUGAAAAGCAUUAUGGGUAUAAACUCUUCAUUCCAGACAGGGACUUGAUCCCAACUGGAAGUUACUCCAAUGAUCAUUUCCAGGAUGAUACAGGACUUCUUAGAGCGUACAUCGAGGACGUGGCGCGCUGCGUGGACCAGAGCAAGCGGCUCAUCAUCGUCAUGACGCCCAACUACGUGGUCCGGCGCGGCUGGAGCAUCUUCGAGCUGGAGACGCGCCUGAGGAACAUGCUGGCGACGGGCGAGAUCAAGGUGAUCCUCAUCGAGUGCGCCGAGCUGCGCGGCAUCAUGAACUACCAGGAGGUGGAGGCCCUCAAACACACCAUCAAGGCGCUCUCCGUCAUCAAGUGGCGUGGUCCACAGAGCAGCAAGCUCAGCUCCAAGUUCUGGAAACACUUGCAGUACGAGAUGCCCUUCAAGCGCCCGGAGCCCAUCGCCGCCCACGAGCAGGUCCUGGAUGUCAGCGAGCCGGGCCCCUUCGGCGAGCUCCAGACGGUCUCCGCCAUCUCCAUGGCGGCCGCCACCUCCACCGCCAUGGCGACGGCGCACCCCGACCUGCGCUCCACCUUCCACAACAGCUACCACACCCAGAUGCGGCAGAAACAUUACUACCGCAGCUACGAGUACGACAUCCCACCCACUGCCACCCUGGGCAACCAACACACCUACUGCAACAUCCCCAUGACUCUGCUGAAUGGGCAGCGGCCACAGGCCAAGUCCCCCCGUGAGCACGGCUUGGAGGAGACGCACGCCAACAACGCCAUGCUCCCGCUGUUAUCCCGAGAGACCAGCAUAUCCAGCGUCAUCUGGUGAUGGCGCCGGUGACACAGGAAUCUGUUCUGCGUGAGGCGGCUUGCACGGCACGGAUCUCUGUGCGGUGCUUCGCGGUGCCUGGACCCUGAUCGCCGCUGCUGCUGCUGCUGAACUAAAUCACUGAUAGACGGGAAAAUCCGGGCAGGGAAGUGACUGGAAAACUGAAGGAUAUUCAUACAAACAGAAACUGCCUAUUAAACCCCCCCAUGUGCUGAUACAUGCACACUUACCAGGAAAACAGGGUCGUGUACAUAUAUUUCUUUGUAGCAUCAAUGUCUUCCUGUUUUUUUUUUUCGUUUUUUUUUUGUUUUGUUUGUUUUUUUUUCGUUUUUUUGGUUACCAAUAAUACCUUUUUUUUUUAUUCAGUAUCCGAUGUUUCCAGUUCGUUUCUGCUUCAGUUUUGUUUUUAAUUUGAAUAUAAAUUCAGAAAGUCUGUAUGGUAAUUAGACUGGAUUGCUGUAUUUUGUAUCUUGACUUUGUGUAGUUUAAGACUUUUUUAACACUUUCUCGGGCUUGUCUGGAGGUACCGAUGUUUGAUUCAAAGGAGCGAUGUCAUUUCUCCUUUUUUUUGUUGGCCUGUGUAAGGUAUGUAUAUUGACACUUAAAAAUAGAUUAUGCAAAAGGUAUAGAAGGUUGACAGUAGUCUUUUCUCCUGAGCGAAAGGACUAGCUGGAGUGAAUGGAGGAGCUGUAAUUCACUAUCGCUGUGUCCCAGCAAUGGCUCCGUCAAUCUCAAUAUAUUUUUUCUGUUAGACAGCAGCCUUGCUGUUUAGCUUGAUAGUGAAAUGUCUCACCAUAAAAAAAAAAAACUGUAAAUUAUUUUAAAAGAAAAGAAGUAUAUUUUUAUAAUGGAAGAAUUGUUUGGAAAGUCAUCUUUACUCACCUAUCAUUGCACAUGAGUGAAUGAAUGAAAAAUAACAUAAAGGUGUAGAUCUGGAAGCUUGGCUCACAGAUCUGCUGCUGCGGUGCACUGAAGCCAACAGAAGGUCAUGAUUUCUGCUAAAUUAAAUUACACAUGUUCCAAUGUUUCAGUCAAGUUCUCGAAAUAUUAUUUUAAAGCCUAAGAGUUAUUUUUCACAAAUUAAAUCAGAAUUUGGGACAGAAAUACAUAACUUUGUGUUUGGUAGUUUCCUUUUGUUCCCCACCUUUGAAGGCGUCGUUAUAUAUGAUUGACAUUUGGAGAGAAUAUCUUAGAAAAAGCUUAGUUUUCUCCAUUAUUUCUCACUGGACAUUAAAAUCCUUGACCUCUC